Gavia stellata (red-throated loon) is the source of this 759-nucleotide messenger RNA. It is a transcript of the gene CIMAP1B, whose product is annotated as ciliary microtubule associated protein 1B. The record is from RefSeq and is a predicted model, not a curated record. Bases 1 to 759 code for a protein of 252 amino acids. The transcript is spliced from 6 exons. Gene Ontology annotation, cellular component: cytoskeleton. Lineage: Eukaryota; Metazoa; Chordata; Aves; Gaviiformes; Gaviidae.
AUGUCGGCCGACGCCUGGGUGGGCAACUGGAGGCCCCACCGCCCCCGGGGCCCCAUCGCGGCCCUCUACAGCAGCCCUGGGCCCAAGUACGGGCUCCCCACCAACGUCGGCUACCGUCUGCACGACCCCUCCCGCGGCCGUGCCCCCGCAUACAGCUUCGGGGUGCGCGCGGGGGGGCGGCAGGAGGAGCGCUCCCCCGGGCCGGCGUACCUGCUGCCCCCCGGGACCACCGCCAAGGGCAAGGACGGGACCCCCGCUUUCUCCAUCUACGGCCGUCCCCGCGACCUGCCGCCCCUCCGCACCCCCGGGCCAGGCUGCUACUCCCCGGAGAGGGCCGGCACGUUGGCCUUCCCCUCCGCACCCGCCUGCACCCUCCGCUCCCGCACCAGGCAGGGCACCAGCCACCAGACGCCAGGCCCCGCUGCCUACCAGCUGCCCCCCAUGCUGGGGCCCCGUGUGGUGAGCAAGAGCUCGGCCCCCAACUACUCCAUGCCGGGACGCAGCAACGUCGGCGCCUUCUACCAGGACCUGUGCAGGACACCGGGGCCCUGCAGCUACCGCGUGGUGGACGCCGACGUCUACAAGCGGCGGGCGCCGCAGUACAGCAUGCUGGCGCGCAACUCCCUCCCCGGGGACACCACCACCAAGCCCGGACCCGGCGCCUACAGCCCCGAGCAGCAGGGCCGGCAGCGGGGGCUGACCUUUGGGAUCCGGCACUCGGACUACCUGGCUCCCCUCAUCGUGGACGUGCCCGACUAG